AUGACGACUAAAUGCACUUCUUGUGGUGGACCGAUUCCAUCUUCAUCGAGUAUUUAUAAAUGUCGUCAAUGCGUUAAUCAUUUUGUUUGCCAAUUGUGUAAGACAAAGGACCAUAAUCAAGCAAGUACUGCUUUUCAUACGCUUGAUAAAAUGGUCGUACCAAAUGCUGAGCCAACAACUGCUGCUAGUGGUACAUCAUCAAAAUUAACUGAUGAUUCACGACGAAGUCAAACAGAAACAUCUUCAAAGUCGUCAUCAAUAUUCAAUAGUGAUGCAUAUCUAUACGGCGUACUAGGUUUUUGUUCUCAUUGUAACUGUGUGGUCGCUAUGGAUAAAGAACCAAGUUUUCAAUGUCAGCAAUGCCCAAAUAGUUCUUUUGGUGUUUGUGCUCGAUGUAUGCCUUUGAUGACCACACAGCAUCCUCCAGUGCAUACAUUUUCAAAGCAGCCUUCCAGCUAUUGGGCAAAGAUAGCACAUGAUAUGUACCAUCUUGAUAUUACAUGCGACGGUUGUUCAAAACAAACAUUUAAUGGAAAACGUUAUCAAUGUGAAGAAUGUUCACCGAGUUAUGAUCUCUGUGAAAACUGUUUUGGAGAGAAACAUACAGAGCAUAAAUUGAAAUAUAUAAAAAAUCCUUUAUUACAUUCUAUUAAUCAAGAAACUCUAGGAAAAAGAACGUUGAUAUCUGCCGACAGAAAUGGUGGGAGCAAUACUAAUUGGCGCGAUCCAUUAACAGGUUGGACGAAAUCCGAUGCUGAAGAAGUUAUUAAACAGGCAAUAAAAGAGAAAGAAAAUUAUAAUAACCGAUCACAACAAAUACUGAAAAAGAGGGAAGAGCAGGCACAAGAACUUCUUCAGCAUUCACAACAAAUGCUUUAUGAUUCAGAACGACGUCUACAAGACGCCAUUGCUGACGGCAAUCGUCAGAUGCUUUGGAGUAUCACGCGAUUUUCCUGA
Messenger RNA from Rotaria socialis, 957 nucleotides. Lineage: Eukaryota; Metazoa; Rotifera; Eurotatoria; Philodinida; Philodinidae. The record is from the annotation of a GenBank genome assembly.